Nicotiana attenuata is the source of this 518-nucleotide messenger RNA. RefSeq names its product 60S ribosomal protein L39-3. The record is from RefSeq and is a predicted model, not a curated record. The transcript has 3 exons. Gene Ontology annotation, biological process: translation. Gene Ontology annotation, cellular component: ribosome; cytosolic large ribosomal subunit. The coding region runs from base 102 to 257 and encodes 51 amino acids. Gene Ontology annotation, molecular function: structural constituent of ribosome. NCBI's taxonomy places the organism in Eukaryota, Viridiplantae, Streptophyta, Magnoliopsida, Solanales, Solanaceae.
UAAAUAACCACAAACUAGGGUUUUUCCCCAAAUCCUCAUACGGUCGUCCGUCUUUCAGCUUCAGCAGCAGCAGCUCCGAGGAGGAAUCCCCAACCGUGAAAAUGCCGUCACACAAGACAUUCAUGAUCAAGAAGAAGCUGGCGAAGAAGCAGAGGCAGAACAGGCCUAUUCCUUAUUGGAUCCGAAUGAGGACCGAUAACACCAUCAGGUACAAUGCCAAGCGCAGGCACUGGAGGCGUACCAAGUUAGGAUUUUAAGGUGGAGGGCUCGAGUUUUGUUCAACAUUUUAUGGAAAACUUUCCGGGGUUCUGUUAUUUUUGAUUUUUGUUUACUAGGAGCUUAUUCCGAAAUGAAAUCAUGUAGAGUUUUCUACUGAUGUUUUGGUAGAAGUAUUGGAGCUUAAUUUUCCGCAGAGUUAUGUAUUAAAUGAAUAUUUUUGGAUUUACUAUGCUUUGUUGAUCAAUCUCUAGCAUUUUAACUUGUGCAUGGAACUCAUAGUAAUGAUCACAAAUGUGAAA